Canariomyces notabilis is the source of this 633-nucleotide messenger RNA. RefSeq lists its product as uncharacterized. The transcript is spliced from 2 exons. The record is from RefSeq and is a predicted model, not a curated record. The coding region runs from base 1 to 633 and encodes 210 amino acids. Lineage: Eukaryota; Fungi; Ascomycota; Sordariomycetes; Sordariales; Chaetomiaceae.
AUGGAGAGCAUUCAGCUUGCGCAGAUGCUUGCUGAUCUCAGCGACUUAAAUGCGGCGCAAGAAACACAAGCCGCUAUCGCUCUGGUCAACGCCAACAAGACGCUCAACACCACCUCCACCACGUCUGAAGCAAACAAGCCAUUAGAACAUGUUUUCCAAGUCCAGCCAGGUCCGCGACAUCAUCGCCGCACCGGGUCUUCGGGGUCUGCCGGCUCAGGCUCGUCCUUCAUCUCGAGAACCGCCUCGCCGGCAAAGUUUGAUAAAUACGGACGGCGCAUCCUGACGCCGCCCAACACGCGCUCAAACUCGGCGUACGGCUCCAUCCCGGGCACGCCGCGGCGAGAAACAGAGGUUAGCACCGUUACCCUCUUCGCACCCCCCAACUGCACGCUCUCGCCGACGAACUACGUACUAAAGUACGCCUGUUGGCGGGAUCAACAGAUUGAAGACGACGUCGACCGGGCCAACUCGCUGAUGGCUCUGUACGAGAUUCGCGCCAAGCUGAAGGAUCAGGACAACCGGGCGUUGAACAAGUUGAGGGAGAAGAUCGACGCGCUGCAUGCAAGACAGCAAGCGGAGAAGAAGGAUGGGGAUAUGGGAAGGAUGAGACUAAGCUAUCCCAAAGGCUCCUGA